GGGCCGGGCAGGGGGAGCGGGGGGGAUGAAGGCCUGGCCCGGGGGGCGCAGGCAGAACAAAGGGCCUGUGUGCCCAGUGUCUGUGGCGGGGGGGUGUGCCUGGAGCGAGGUGAGAUUUACCUCGGAUGCACGCGUGCGUGUGUGUGUCUUGGAGGACCAGGGCGGAGGGGGGGUAGCGAUUACCCCCAGGUAACUGUGUGUUUGCGUAAGAAAGUGACCUCAGAUGCAUGUGUGUUUGCAUGUCUGGUUGGUGUGUGUGUUUGGAGUGCGUGUAAGAAAUUUACCUUGGAUGCACGUGUGUCGGGGGGGGGCAUUUACCCCUAGGUAAUUUGUGUGUGUGUAAGAAGUUUACCUGGGGGGGGGGGGGGGGUAACUCAAGUAGGCGGGGGUGUUUUGGUGAGGCAUAAUGCUUAGGUAACCUGUCCACUGCCAUUUAGGGAGGACCCAAGUUAUAGAUGGAGAGGGAGAGACUGAGAGAGAGUGAGAGAGAAAUGGAGAGACAGGGGGGAGAGAGCGGGACAUUGAGGGAGAAAAGGAGAUAUGGAGGGAGAGAGAGAGGUAGUGAGAGAUUUUAUAUAAAAUACACACACACACACACACAGCUUGAGAGAGAGACAGAGGGAUUGAGGGAGAGUGAUCAAGAAGUUGAGAGAUUUUGGAAGAGAUUUGGAGAGAGAAAGUUUGGGGUAGAAAUUAGACAUCGGGGGGGCAACAUUGAAAGAAAGAAAGAGAGAAACUGGGAAUGACAGAGAUAGAGAAACUGAGCGUAAAAGAGAAACAGCGAGAUUUUGAGAGAGAUUCACCUAUAGACAAUGGACUUGCUGCGAUAAUCCAAAACCUUCUCUCUCUGCAGGGGUCCGUGGCCAGGCACCUCGGGCUGACGUUAACCCAGAUUGCACCGGAUAUCCAAAUACCGUGCUCUGCCAAGCAAGCUCACGCCUCCCACUAAAGACAGACACCCCCAUCUCCGGACGGAAACUCCCUCCACAGCCAGCAGCCAGAAUCUCCCUCGGCCUGUUUGUACCUUGCACCUCACGGGAAGCGCACCAUGCCCUUGCGCAGACCGAUGACCGGCAGGAAGAAGCAGGAGCCACAGAGGAGCCGGCUACUUGCCCGGCCUGAUUAUCAGCGAAGGCUGAGGAUCUAUGCUCGCGCCCAACUGCACCUGAUGCACCAAGUCUCCGCCAUUGCACUGUCCAUCAGUAACAUGAUCCAGCAGCUGGGCAUCCUUUACCUAGCCACGCAACGCACCCAGUGCCCCACACUCUCCCUGGGCUCUGCAUCCAGCGGCCAGGUGGCCGAUGAGGAAAAAGCCAUCCUGGAUGCCGCGGAAGCUGGGGUGCUCUGGCAUCACCUUCAGACCGUCGACCGACAAUUAUGGGCACACACCAGCAGCACCGACUGGUGGGAGCGGAUAGUCCUUUCCACCUGGGAAGACAAACAGUGGCUGGAAACCUUUCGCAUGAGCCGAGCCACGUUCAUGCACAUUGUCACCAAGCUGUCCCCGUACAUCACGCGGCAGAACACGGUCAUGCGGCGGCCCCUCAGUCCGGAGAAGAGGGUGGCCAUCGCGGUCUUAAGGCUGGCCACCCCAACCAGCCUCCGUUUAAUCUCAAACCAGUUUGGCGUGGGAAUGGCUACGGCCGGAGUAGCCGUCCGGGAAGUCUGCCGGCUCCUUCACAACGUAAUGGCGAACAGCUUCAUCUGCCUGGAGAACCCGCAGGAGGUGAUCGAUGGCUUUUGCAGCAUGGGCUUUCCCAACUGCAUGGGAGCACUGGGCAGCACCCACAUUCCUGUGCGGGCCCAGGGCAGUCAGACAAACGUAAACCGCAAGGGCCCUGCCUCCAUCAUCCUCCAGGCUGUCGUUGACCAUCGCGGCAGAUUCACGAACAUUUUCACUGAGUGGGAGGGGAGCGUCCGUGAUGCCGAAGUGCUUCAGAGCUCUCCCCUCCCUGACUUGAUGGAGAGCGGAAAGUAUGCUCCUGAGAUACCCGAAGUGGACAUCCGCGGCAUUGUGACCUCCCCCGUCUUAAUUGCCGACCCAGCUUACCCGCUUCUGCCCUGGCUGAUGAAACCCUACGGGGGCGAACUGGACCAUCGUCAGGAGCAGUUUAAUGACUGCCUCAACAAGUGCCGCGCAACACUAGAGGGUGCCUUUGAGCGCCUCAGGGCGCGCUGGCAAGCUCUGAGCGUGCCCCUAGAGAUGGACAAGGAGAACAUUAAAAGAGUGAUUGUGGCGGCAUGUGUGCUCCACAACAUGUGCGAGAGCAGGGGGGAAGUAUUUAGUGAAUCCUGGACCGAGGAGGUACGGCGGAGCGAGAAAAACCCUCAGCGCAAAGUCGCGCAGGGAAAGGAGAGCGAAGUGUGUGAUAGCCCCUGCAUCGAGGAAGGCCCUGAGGAUGAAGAUGCUAGUCGCAUUCGUGAUGCUCUGGCCGACCACCUCCUCGCUACCUUGCACAGCGAGGAGGGGGAGUAGGGCCGUGGUGCGGUGUGUGCCAGUGGGCCCGGCUGCUCUGUGGCCUGACAAGGGCGGGGUUUGUUUUUUUUUGCAAGUGAUGCAACACAGGUCACUUGUCAAUUUGUAAAGUUGUCAAAGCGUAUUUUUUUAAUAAAGUUAGAGCCAUCUAUUCUGGCUGGCUGGUACAGAAAAUGUCCCCUUCUGCUGAAUAACACGAACCAGAGAACUCUAGGUGCGCGCAGGGAAGAGUUUGAGACAGGGGAAUAGACUCUAGAAGAGACCCCUCUUAUAACAAGUCUCCCCCUUCGGGAAGCAUGAGUCCCUGCCUCUGCACCAUGUCUGGAGCCCCUCUUAUGCUCUACCUAGCCCCAAAGUUGGUCUGCAGGGCCAAGUCCCUUCACCCAAGCAGGACCCGCAUCAGGGGAGCUCAAGAGUUAGUUAAAGCAAUCUGGUAAUUACAGACUGGGUCCCUGCUGCCUAUAACUGCUACAGGGGAAUCCACAACCCUCCUAUUCCAUAAAAACCCUGAUUGGGGGGUGGGCAUUGCUUCCUGGCAAUGCAGAAUGGGUCCGAUCCUGAGGAGAUGGGCGAGAUGGUCUACCUAGCUUGGAAGGAGUGCCCAGGCACAUAUAUGCAGGGGGCCACAUUUUGGGAUUGAUCACCCUCCACUGUACAAGAGGUCUUGGGGGUUAGCUGCCCCCCCCCCCACGGGAUGGUGCUGACCAGAAGCAGAGGCACCCGAUGUGUGGGUGUGGGCAGUGGGGUCCCGCAGGGCUCAGUCCUGGGACCGAUACUCUUUAAUGUCUUCAUCAGUGACUUGGACGAGGGAGUGAAG
Alligator sinensis (Chinese alligator) is the source of this 3293-nucleotide messenger RNA. RefSeq names its product protein ANTAGONIST OF LIKE HETEROCHROMATIN PROTEIN 1-like. The record is from RefSeq and is a predicted model, not a curated record. Gene Ontology annotation, cellular component: nucleus. NCBI's taxonomy places the organism in Eukaryota, Metazoa, Chordata, Crocodylia, Alligatoridae. The transcript has 2 exons. Gene Ontology annotation, molecular function: protein dimerization activity; double-stranded DNA binding. Gene Ontology annotation, biological process: regulation of transcription by RNA polymerase II. The coding region runs from base 1049 to 2476 and encodes 475 amino acids.